CGCUUUGGUUGUUGUAUAGCCAUAUAUGUAGCCACUGAUUAAAAUUUCACUAAUACAACUUUCAAAGUCUUCCGAAUACCGAACCAACAGAAAUUUAUGAUGUAAUGAAAAUGAUCGAGGUAAUAAAUAAAUAAACAUCAAAUAACAACCAUUAGUGUUCUUUGUCAUGGAUAUGAAUUUCAAACAGUACUAUCAAUCAACUAACCUAACAACUGAUAUUCAUAACACAAACGAUAGUAAUCAAUAUACAGAAAAUGAGCAAGCACAAUUCGACAAGUCAAGUACAAACGUGAUCGUUUCAAAUCAUAUUAAAGAAUACGUUCCUAGUUCUAUAGUUUCUUCAACUAUAUCAAGUUCAACUAUCAGUCCAAUUCGAACCUGUAACAGUAAUUAUGAUACCAUUAAUAAUAACACAGAAACGAAAAUGAAAACGGUUACAAAUUCUUCACGUAUUACUACAACAAAUCCAAUAUUCAAUUUUUGGCGUAAUUCUACAAGACGUUCAGGGAAUUGGGGUAGUCGUACUGGUACUAAAAAAUCAUUUGUAUGGAAAUAUUUUUUUCAUCCUGAAUUACAUUUGGGUACUAAAGAUUUAACUCAUACACAAUGUAUUCUAUGUGAUAGUUUAUUAGCAUUUAAUAAUUCCGGUACAACAACCACUAUGUUAAAUCAUUUAAAAAGUCGUCAUGCUGAAAUUGUGCAGCAAGAAUAUCAGCAAUCUAAAAAAUCACGUUGUGGUUUGAUGACAUUAAAAGAAAUGAAUAAAUUGACUAAAUUAAAUUAUAAUUUAACGAGUAAUGAUACGAAACUAAUUGACUGGUCAAAAAAUAAUUUGAUUACAUCAUCAGAAUUAUUAAAAUCGUCAUCAUCAUCAGGACCAGCAGUACCAAUGACACUAUCCUACACAAAUGAACACAAUAAUCCAACUUUAUUAUCAAGGCGUACACACCGUGGACGUCCACCUGGUUCACAUAGAUAUUUUGAUUAUUCAGUGGCAAAUCCUAAAUUCAGUCAUAUUAAUAACGAUAAUAAUAAUAUAAACUAUCUAAUGAAAAUUCACAAUUCCAAUAUCAAUAAAUAUGGAGAAAAAGAAGUUAUGAAAGAAAACGAAGAAAUGAACCAAUUACAAACACAAAUUAAGGUUGACACUUGUAGCCCGUCAUACACGUUAGGUAAUGAAAAGUGUACAAAUUCAUCUGAUUUCUUAUGGUCAAUUCCAAAUAUGUUUACUACAUUAAAUAAUUCACAAUUAUUUAAUAAUAAUAAAUUAUCAUUAAUAAAUAAUGAAUCAAUCUAUUCCAAUGAAAAAUCUACCAAUCAACCAAUGAUAACUUCAUCCAAUUUAAACAAUCAUUCAAAUAUACAAACAUCUAAUAAUGAAUUAAUUACUAAAUUAGUUAAUAAUUAUUUAUCAAAUUCAAUGAAUGAUAUUUCUAAUGUACAAUUUAAUAUAACAAAAUUAACUAAUUUUUAUAUAAAUGAAUUUUAUAAACAAAUUAAUCAACAAUCAUUAAAUACUACUAACAAUACUACUACUAAUACUACUGAUAAUACUAAUAAUAAUGAAAUAUAUAAUAACUUAAUUAAUCAAUCAAUAUUUAAUAAUUAUUUAAAUUCAUUUGAUUUAUCAUUAAAUAAUAAUUUAAAACAACAAAAUUUUUUAAAUGAAAAUCAAUUACAAUUUAAUAAAUUUAAUACAAAUCUAAAUGAUCAAUAUCCAUAUCCAUUUAAUGAUAAUAUUUCAAUGAAAUCAUAUCCAUCAUUUAUAAUAGAUACAAAUGAACCGCUUGAUUUAAGUUUAUCUACAUAUAAACAAAAAAUGGAAAAUAUUUUAGAUUUAAAAUCUUAUAAAAACAAUAAUAAUUCCCCAAUAUUUUUUAAUAAUACUACUACUACUACUGAUACUAAUACUACUACUACUACUACUAAUAAUAAUAAUAGUAAUAACGAAGAUUGUAAAUAUAAUUCAGCUUUUACAAAAGUUUCUCCUCAUGAAGAAUCUUCAUCAAAAUCUACAAAUAAUUCAAUAAUGAAGAAAGAAAAUUUAGAAAUUCAAAAAAAUUAUACAACUACAAAUACAAUACAUAAUGAAACCAAUACUGAUAAGACUACGGAUAAUACUGGGUACAACAAAUCAUUUUCAAUGAUUCCAAUGGAUAAUGAAUCAAUUAACCAACAUCAAGGUUUAGAAGAAGAAUUUCAACUGUUGAAUCAGAAAACCGAUGAAUCAAUUCCUUCUUCAUCUCCUUACUUUAUUAAUGACUAUCCGCUUCCUUGCUUUUCUCCAUCAUGUGAAGAGUUUCAUUAUCGUCUAGCCUACUUUUUAAUACGUGAUUUUCAUCCACCAAAAAUACUGGAGGAAGAAGGAUUCAAGAUAUUAAUUGGAAUAUUAUGGAACAAAUUUAAAAGAAAAGAUGAAGAUACUACUUAUAAUUUUCAAUCUAAUUUUUUACCAUCAUCAGAACUAAUGGAAAAUCAAAUAUUAAAAAAUCUUUAUAAACAAUUAAAAUUUAAUGUUGAUCAUAAAAUUAAAAAAUUAAUUAAAUUACAAUAUUCAAUAGAUGAUUCUAUAAUUUUACCACAAAUCGCCAUUUCAUUAAAAUUUUGGUCUUUAAAUUCAAAAAACCAUUUACCAUUUGAUAAAGAUAAUUUAUUCUUUGAAUAUGUUGAUGUUGAAUUAAAUUUUUUUGUAAAUUUUCAAAAUAUUACUGAUAGUAAUCAUAUUUUCUAUGGUACUUAUCAGAUAAAUGAAAUACAGACAUUAAACGAAAUCUUAAAACCUUGUUGGAAUUUGAUUUAUUCACAAUUCAACACAAACUAUGAUUUCAUUUUAUCAGAAUGGCCUAUUAUUAUAUUAACUAAUUGUUCAGAAUAUACAAUGAAUGCAUUCGAAAAAUCUUGUCCGAUUUCUAAUUAUCUUAUAUUACCAUGUUUCAAUGUUUAUAUGAAGAAUGCUGUACAGUGUGCAUUACGUAUCCCAGCAAUUGAUCAAGUUCUAAAUAACUACCAGAAAUCACUUGAAACACUUGAUGAAAAUGUUCAACAGAUGGAGGACUUACCUUCACAAUCAAAUCUUAAAUGUCAAUCAAAUGAUCAAACCAAUAUAAAUGAAUCUUUAUCAGAUAUUUUAAAUUUAAUCACUCGUAUAAUUUCUAACAUGGAUCGGUUACCUCAUUUCACCGACGUAUAUAUGAACUUGAUUAACCGAAUUUUCAAAUCGAUUGAAAUUGUACAAGAGACUGAUAAACUUUGUGAAACUCAAUUUCCACCCUUUACUAUAUCAAUGAUAUUACCAAUGUUAAACAAUUUAUAUUCAGUAAAUAUUGAAAAAAUAGAUGAUAAUUUGUCAAAUCAUUUUUAUACUACUAUCAUAACAUAUUUAAAAACAAUAUUUAAUGAGAACAAUAUAUUGGAAGAAUUUCUUCAGAUUUCAACAUUUCUUGAUCCACGUUUUAAAUAUUCAAUCAAUCAAAAUGAUUAUGAACCUAUUUUACAUAGAUUACGAACAAAAAUAUCAAUCCUUGAUAAUUAUGUUCAAAAAAUAGGAAUAAAUCGUAAAAUGACUUAUAUGGAAGAAUUUCAAUAUUCAAUUAAUGAUUAUAUAAAUGAAAAAUCAAUUGAUAUUAAUGAAAAUCCUAUACAAUGGUGGGAUGAUCAAUGUGAUAAAUCAGAAAAAUAUUCAAUUUUUAAAAUUUUAGCAUCAUAUUAUUUAACUAUACCAAUGAAUAUAUUCAAUAAUAAUAAUAAUAAUAAUAAUAAUAAUAAUAAUAAUAGUAUAAAUAUGGAUGAUAUCAGUAGUAUCUAUUCUCAACAAAAAAGUAUUAAUAAACUUAUAAAAAAAUUUAAAAAUGUUUUUCAAAAUGAAACAUUUUCAAUAAAAAUCGAUAAUAAUAAUAAUAAAAUUGUUAAUAGUGAAAAUAAUAUAUUUGAAAAAAAUUCUAUUACUAAUAUAAAAUCUAACCAUUAUUCAAUUAAUUUAUGGAAUCGAAUUGGAAUUAAAUUUAUACCAAUUUAUCGAUUUUUAAGAAAAAAUUGGAAAUUUUUUGAAAAAUUUGAACAUACGGAUGAAGAUAUCAAUAUUUGAAUUACAUAAUUGAAAAUAAUUCUACUUAUUUAUCAAAAGAUAUUCACUUUUUCAAUGGAUGAAAUAAUCAACUUCUAAUCUUUAUCUUAUAAUUUAUUCAAUCAUGAUUCUAAUAGCAAAUAUAAUGAUCUUAACUAAAUAUGAUCAUCAAAUCAAACUGAAAAUCAUGAGAAUAGAAUCAUUGAACAUCAAUAAAACAAAAAAAACAUCCAAAGUUUACACCAUGUAAAAUCUACAAUAGAAAUUACAUGUUAUCCUUGACAUAUUUGAUGAUGUUAAUCUUUUAGUUUUUAUUCAAUAAUUUAGUCUUUCUGAUACUUUUCUUUUCUUUUUUCUUUUCUUUUUUUUUCUCUAGAGAUUCAAUUUUAAUUUAUAAAACAAAAAAAGAAAAAAAAUAUUUUAAUUGUUUAUUUUUAUCUUUUUUGUUUUAGAAAAUAUUUAAGUUCACUUAAAUUAUUGUUAUAAAAUAAAAAAAGGAAACUGUAAAUUUACAGGGAAUUAUAUAAUAAAUAAACCAAUUUAAGGAUACCAUGUAUUUUGUAUGUUCGGUAUAUACAUAUCUAUAUAAUAACAUUUUGAAUCAAAACAUACCUGUCUUUAUUUGAUUUUAAAGAUUUAUACUAAUAUUAGUCUUAUACAUGUAUAUGUAAUUCACUAUUCAAUAUAUUUAAAAAGGAAAUGAUGAAAAGUAAUGACUUCAUUAUUAUCAGAAGGGGUUUUGUG
Messenger RNA from Schistosoma rodhaini, 4807 nucleotides. The record is from the annotation of a GenBank genome assembly. Lineage: Eukaryota; Metazoa; Platyhelminthes; Trematoda; Strigeidida; Schistosomatidae.